UCUUACCAUUGGUCGAGUCACCUCGCGUCAAUUAUUGCGGACCGCGUCUUCUUCCUAGCGUUGCCAAGUGGGCAGUCGGGCCUUGUACUUGACUGCUAGCCACACUGUAUUCUUGCGGGCCUUCUUCCCUUCCGUGCAUUUUCCUCAAAUACACCACUCUCCUAAGCUGCAGUACCCCGCCAUUUUUGCGCCCUCGCAUUCCUCAAUUUUGUCCUACAGAACUACUGUCCCGAUCUCUUCCACCCACUGCCGUGGGGCUUGCAUCAUGUCCCAGCUCGGGAAGAUUGACACAAUGCAGCGCGCUCUCAACAUUGUCAACGAGCAUGUCCACUUUAGCCCUGAGGCAACCCAGGGCUGGAAGUCGAAUUCGGAGCUCCCACAAGCUCGCGAGAUUCUAGCAACUGAAAAUGACACGAAGGAUCUGCCAGAGAAUCCCGUCCAUACUCCCUGGGCCUCAAAGGAGGCCUAUCUUGAGGCGUAAUACGAGAUCCUGCGUCGCGAAGGAGUUGAGGGUCUACGGUUCUCCGUAGGACUCUACAAAGAUGCGAUCAAGAACAAGAAGGUACCAAUGGAUGAUGAGUUCUCA
This is a messenger RNA of Lasiosphaeria miniovina, 586 nucleotides long. RefSeq lists its product as uncharacterized. Bases 266 to 481 code for a protein of 71 amino acids. NCBI's taxonomy places the organism in Eukaryota, Fungi, Ascomycota, Sordariomycetes, Sordariales, Lasiosphaeriaceae. The record is from RefSeq and is a predicted model, not a curated record. The transcript has a single exon.